This is a messenger RNA of Amborella trichopoda, 971 nucleotides long. Its product is annotated as lignin-forming anionic peroxidase. The record is from RefSeq and is a predicted model, not a curated record. Gene Ontology annotation, biological process: response to oxidative stress; hydrogen peroxide catabolic process. Lineage: Eukaryota; Viridiplantae; Streptophyta; Magnoliopsida; Amborellales; Amborellaceae. Gene Ontology annotation, molecular function: peroxidase activity; heme binding.
AUGGGCUCUUGCUCUACUGCUCAUAUAGCAACACUGCUCAUGAUAGUGCUAUGUAGCAUGCUGUUACUAUGUGAAGGGAAGCAGCUGAGCUCCAAGUUCUAUGAUUCGAGCUGCCCCAAUGCCUUCUCUACCAUCCGCACCGCCAUUCAUGCCGCGAUAUCGGCAGAGAGGCCCAUGGGAGCCUCCCUUAUUCGCCUCCACUUCCACGAUUGCUUUGUCAAUGGUUGCGAUGCAUCGCUGCUGUUGGACUCGACUUCCUCUUUCGAGAGCGAACAGAAUGCCAUUCAGAACAUCGAGUCUGCUAGAGGCUUCCAAGUCAUUGAAAAGGCAAAGUCGAGAGUGGAAAGCAUAUGUCCAGGUGUGGUCUCCUGUGCCGACAUCCUUGCAGUUGCAGCAAGAGACUCUUCUGUAAAGUUGGGAGGUCCAUCGUGGACUGUAAAGCUAUGGCGAAGAGACUCUGCAACGGCAAGCAAGAGUGAGGCAGAGAGAGAACUCCCUCUCUUCACCACUCCCUUGGACAGUCUCAUCUCUCUCUUCCGCAGAAAGGGACUCAGUGCCAAAGACUUGGUGGCUCUCUCUGGUGCACACACCAUAGGCCAAGCCCAGUGCUUCACAUUCAGAGACAGAAUUCACAACCACACCAACAUCGACUCUGGCUUUGCUCGCAAAAGGCGUAAUCGCUGCCCUUCAAAUGGUGGGGACUCGAAGCUCGCACCGCUUGACCUUGUUACACCCACUAGCUUCGACAACAACUACUUCAAGAUUUUGAUGCAGAAAAAGGGUUUGUUGGAAUCAGAUCAGGUGCUGUUUAAUGGUGGAUCAACUGAUGAGAUAGUGAGGUCAUAUAGUAAGAGUCGCAGUGCUUUCUACUCGGAUUUUGCGGAGGCUAUGGUGAAGAUGGGGGAUAUUGAGCCUCUUACUGGAUCAGCUGGGCAGAUUAGGGCAAGGUGCUCCGUGCCCAAUUGAUUGAU